AAGAAGAUUUUCUUUUUGCUCUUCAAGCGUCCUCGCGACCCAAUCAAAGUCCGCAGAAGGUUUCGAGGAAGACCGCGUCGCAGUCGGUGUCUUUUGGCCCGGAAGCGUCUCCCAGAAUGUCCACCUGACAUUAGGGACGAGCCCCCCCCCCCCUCCUUUUUUUUUUUUUUUUUUUUCAUUUUUGAUUUCGUUCUGGCAAGCGCGCGUUUCCUCGUGCGUGAACUCAACAGAGGCGCGUCUCGUGCUUGAGCCGACCGUCGUUCGGCCAUGACCCCGGCGCCGGCCCCGGCCCCGCUGUUUCUGCUGUUUCUGCUGCUGCAGCUGCCGCCGCCGGGCCGCUCCGAACCCGAGCGCUGCGUCUCCAUGCAGCACCGGAACGCCACCGUCGACGCCAGGGCUGCGCUCGCCGUCCCGGGUGCCGCCGUCAACGCCCGCUCCCUGCCGUUCGAGCGGGACUGCGUGCUGGCCUGCUGUUCCCAGCCGGUGCGGCCAGGCGCCCGCUGCGACGCGGCCGCGUUCGACGGCGACAAGCGCGGCGGCGACGACAACUGCUUCCUGUAUCGAUGCCCGGGGGGUCGCGGCUGCCCCCUCGCCGAGGCGCCGCCGCCCGUCAGCGCCUACUACGUCUUCAGAGACGCGAUCCACCCGAGCGCUCUCCGUCCAGUCGCCGCGACGACCGGCUUCGCCGCAGCCCGCGUUCCCGUCGGCACGACGAUGACGACGGCGCCCGGCGGGACCGGCAAAAAACGGACAAAAAGUCAUCCGGCGAAUGAGCGGGCGGGUCCGAGGACAGCCGACAAAGGCCCCGCAAGCGUUCCGCCUCCGACUCCUCGUACCACGCGUCUGCCUCAGACCGCCGCCGUGACUCCACCCCCUGCGACCGGGACUUUGGGCCCCGUGACCGCGACUCUAAAAUCCGCUGUGCCUCUCGCCACCGAGACGCCCCUCGCUCCGACCACCGCGACUCCUCCGACGACGACCCGAAGUCCGCCGCCGACGAGCGCAACUCCGAAUACGACUGACGUGACUCCUCCCCCUCCCACGUUGACUCCUCCUACGACCGCUGCGGCUCCGCUUCCGAGCGCCGUGACCACGACUCCGACCCAAGCCGCCCCUUUGACGUCCAACGUGCUCCUCGGCCACCGCGCCGACGCCGCCCAGAACGCCAGUGUAGAAAUGGCGUCAGGGGCGGGUCCUUGGAAGAGCGGCGCGGUGGCGUUCCUGGUGGCGGGCGUGGCCACGCUGCUGCUGGCCUUGGCGGUGGGCGGGCGCAAGGCCAUGGACUCCUUCGACAGGCGCCAUUACACCAGGCUGGAGCUCCACGACCUCCACUACGACCUGUGAACCGUCUUGACGUCACGCGACCGCUGCAAUUUUGACUCGGGAGGCCGAUCGGGACGCACGUUGACGUGUCGAAAGCAAAGCCCCGAACGCUCGCGACGGGAUGAAACUCAGGAAGACGACGACAUUUCGGACCGACUUGAGACUUUGCUCUUGACCCGCGGGCGGGGCCCUUUUGCGGCGCAUGUUCGGAGUCCGGAUCACGAUUGCUGGGACUUGUUUUCUCCGUGCUACCGUGGCGACGUGUCCAUUUUUUUUUUUUUUUUUUUUCAAAACUCCCAAUGAGGAUAAAUGGGCCGCUGUCCAUUUUCACGAUAAACCGAUUUGCUUCUCCUUCAACUUGUCUCGACCUUUCCAUCGAUCUGUUGGGAUCAUGUUCAAAUGAAUAUUUGUCACAAUCAAAGGGCAUACUUAGCAUUUUUCGGGCCACGUUUACCUUCUGUACUCUUUAUUUUAUUUUUUUUUUUUGUUUCACUCAAGCAGAAGCAAGUUUGGAAUAGUUUUUGGACUCACAGCAAGGCCCGGUCCAAAUUUCCACAGAACUUUUCAUGACCAUCGCGGUGUCGUGACCUCACCUGCAUGUUUGCAUUCUGGCUUUGCUGUUGUUAUUUUAGCGGAUGAAAUACUUUUUUUUUUUUUUUUUGGAGGGGGGGGGGCGCGCUUUUCUUGGCUAUUCCGACGCCGCAGUGUCACCCCUGGGCCACAAGGUGGCGCCAGCGGCAGGCCCACAUUUUGUGUUUUUCUUUUAAUAGUUGAUUACUUUGUUCAUAGUUGUCAGAUUGUUGUAUUCAUUCCAACGUUGAACUUUUCCAAUCACGCGAGCCUUUUUGCAAAACUUUCCUUCUUUGUUGCGUGCAUGAAAAAAUGUGAUUUUUUUUUUUUUGUUCUCACUGUGACCUUAAAAGCAAAAGUCAUUGAUCAGUUAUGAUUGUGUAAUCGGCAAGUGAGCCGCCGUCACCUACUUCUACUUUAAAGGAGAGUCCAGCUCGCUUUUAUAUCGUUGUGAUUGACUUGGCCGAAGUGAACAACAACAACAAAAAAGUAAUAGAGUAUCCAGUACUGUUGCCAGUUUAUUUACGUUCAAACGACGCCAUGAAGAGCAUCCGAAGAAUGCAGCGAUUUUCUUAACGUUGGCGUGAU
Syngnathoides biaculeatus (alligator pipefish) is the source of this 2481-nucleotide messenger RNA. It is a transcript of the gene mansc1, whose product is annotated as MANSC domain containing 1. The record is from RefSeq and is a predicted model, not a curated record. Lineage: Eukaryota; Metazoa; Chordata; Actinopteri; Syngnathiformes; Syngnathidae. Bases 268 to 1344 code for a protein of 358 amino acids. The transcript has 3 exons.